This is a messenger RNA of Centropristis striata (black sea bass), 1474 nucleotides long. RefSeq names its product sirtuin 7 (gene sirt7). The record is from RefSeq and is a predicted model, not a curated record. The transcript is spliced from 10 exons. Lineage: Eukaryota; Metazoa; Chordata; Actinopteri; Perciformes; Serranidae. Gene Ontology annotation, molecular function: NAD+ binding. Bases 38 to 1264 code for a protein of 408 amino acids.
GAAUAGAUAGCUCUCUCUCUCAGCUGAUUAAAACAGGAUGGAAGAGGAGGCAGACACCGGCGGUUCCUCCCGGGCCGAGAGGAAAGCGGUAGAAAAAGCCAAAAUACUCCAACGAGAAAGCGAGAGGAAGGUUUUCAGACUGGUUGGACGAGUCCUGAAGAAACCGGAGUCCGAGCGGUCGGAGGAGGAGGCCGCCGUGCUGCUCCUCCACAGAGAGACUGUGGAGGAGCUCUGCAGGAGACAAGUCCGCAGAAAUGUGCUCAAGAGGAAGCAGGAGGAGAUGUUUGAUGAUGCUGAUGAGCUGAAGAGUAAAGUCAGGCAGCUGGCUGCGGCGGUCAAACAAGCCAAACACCUGGUGGUUUACACCGGAGCUGGGAUCAGUACGGCAGCUUCUAUCCCAGACUACAGGGGUCCUAACGGGGUGUGGACUCAGCUACAGAAGGGACGCACCGUUGGUUCGUCUGACCUGAGUAAAGCUGAGCCGACCCUCACGCACAUGUGCCUCAGGAUGCUGCACAAGGAGAAGCUGGUACAGCACGUUGUUUCUCAAAACUGUGAUGGACUUCACCUGCGUAGCGGUCUACCCAGACACGCCCUGUCUGAACUCCAUGGAAACAUGUUUAUUGAGGUGUGUACGUCGUGUUCUCCGGUCAGGGAGUUUGUGCGUCUGUUUGACGUGACGGAGCGGACGUCGCUGCACCGCCACGGGACCGGCCGCAGGUGCAGCCACUGUGGUGGAGAACUCAGGGACACCAUCGUGCACUUCGGGGAACGUGGGACUCUGGAGCAACCUCUCAACUGGAAGGCAGCUGCAGAGGCUGCAGAGAUGGCCGAUGUGAUCCUCUGCCUGGGCUCCAGUCUGAAGGUGCUGAAGAAAUACGCCUGUCUGUGGUGCAUGAACAGACCAGCAGGCAAAAGGCCCAAACUCUACAUCGUCAACCUCCAGUGGACACCAAAAGAUGAUCUGGCUGUGCUGAAAAUUAAUGGCAAAUGUGAUGAUGUCAUAGGCCUCCUAAUGGAGGAGCUGAACCUCCAGAUUCCUGCUUAUAACAGGGCGGAGGACCCUGUGUUCGAUCUAGCGACUCCUCUGCAGCAAGAAGAGUUUGAGAGCCACUCCCGUGAGAUCAUCGCUCCUCUGGACGGGCAGGAGGACUUCCUACCUGACGCUGCAGAGCAGCCAGAAGAAGCCUCAGCCGUGCAGGGCGGCUGGUUUGGACGAGGCUAUCGCAAAGGCAGGAAGAAGACGAAGAAAAAAUCUGCAUAAUCACAGGAUAAUCAUUGAUACAUACGAUGUGAUCCAGUAUGUCAAGUGAUUAAUCCCAAAGAGGAAUUCAAUGUUCUCUCCCAGAAUAAGUUGAACUUUAGGGUGCUCUUCAUGUCUUUUUUGCUGUUUUAGUAUCAUUUUAUGUCUCGUUGCCACUGCAUGGUUCGGCUCAAUUUGACUCACUUUUGGUACCAGGGCAUUUUUUCUCAA